UCAUGCUGGAGGCUUCAUGUGACGGGAGAGAAAACGGGAAAACCAGCUGAUAUGACGAUAUCGCCAGAGCAGAGUGCUCUUUCGACUACAGCCAGUGCAAAUGAUAAAGGUGCUCUUCCACUGCGGCUGAACAUUUCGGGGCACAGUUCACAGCGGAUCGGCUGUAACACAGCGAUGCUUCCUGGCAGCCCGCAGUACACGCUCGUCGGGUUCUCCGACGUACUCGACUGGAAGCCCUUGCUUUUCGUGAAGCCGAUACCGCCGAACAGAGUGUGCGCCUUGUGCGGGCUCAUACGACCAGUGAGCGUGCUGCUACUGUGUGGACACGUAUUCUGUGACUGCUGCAGCGAACAGGGCGUGGUGGACGACGACCACCACUGCCCACUAGACGGUGGCCGCUGUACGAAGGACGACGUCGAAUGGAGGCGAUUUCCUGCCGCCAACCUGCUGCAGAGAGAUGUAUACUGCUGGAACAAGCGAUCUGGAUGUGCAGCCGUCAUGCCUGCGUCUGAUGUCUACAAGCAUUUUCUGAAUGAAUGCACGCACCACUCGACCUUUUGUACAAGAUGUUCUAAUGCUGUUUUGUACAGCAGUAUUUACGCGCACGUCAUAUCACACUGUAGGACUCUGGCCAUAUCCAGUGCUCCAGAGAACCCUCAAGGAUCGAUUCAGAGAGACCAAACGACAACGACGGGAGCGACCACACAAUGUGCCGAAAAAUGUGCGGCUGAAAUAAACGUUGCUUUGCACAGCAUUCUGAGCGAAAGCAACGCACAAAGCAACGCACUUAACGAUCUGUCUCAAAAAAUGAACAUUGUCAUAAACGUUGUGACAGAGGAAUCCCGAGUGGUAGCUACACGAACUAAUGAAUGUCUAGAAAGAAAUGCUGCUCAGUUCAGCGGGAUCAACGAAUCAGUAGAACAAUGUUUGGCGGCUUCGAACAGUUGUCUAGAGCAAAUUUCUGGAAUGCUUGCCGUCCUAAAGAACACGAUGAGCAAAGUGGAACUCGCAGCCCAACGCGAGCAUGGUGUGGUGGCUAAAGCAGCGGCUCAAAUUGGCGCAAUGCAAAUGGAAGUUAAUGAGAGUAGUCAAGAAAUAUUGCGCGUAACAGAAAGGAUGCUGGCGCAUAGCUCAAUCUUGCUUAAUUUCUACACUUUUAAUGUACAAGGAGUAAGCGCACUAAAACGAGAUGCUCUGGAUGAAGGCGAGACUACGUUUGAAUGCGAUAAGGUGUAUCUGCGCGGCUACUACAUGUCACCAGGAGUGUGCCUUAGGAAGCAAAACGACUCGCUUUCACUACAUAUUGUGAUUUUUCUUCACAAAGGCGUACUCGAUGACUUUGUCGAGUGGCCCUUCCAUAAUACGGUCCAGCUCAGCGUAAUACAUCCAAUUUCCGGUCUUAGGCGCGAAAUUUGCUGCAAGUUUUCUAAAGAAAACUUACCCUUUCUACAGAAACCAGUUGAAUCUAGCAACAGCGAAGUUUUUUCAAAACAAGCGUCGCUCUCCUUGAGUGAUCUGGAGCAAGACGGCUACGUGCUGGACGACAAGCUACAGUGCCGAUGGGACAUUCUCUGAAGUUCAAUGUGGCGCUUUAAGGGUUGUGACACUGAGUUCUGCGGUAUGCCUUGAUGGAUCGGAAGGGGCGGUUCAAGCUGUCCUUUACAAACAUGUCUUUUAAAUCUGUAUUAGAAAUACGCUUGAUAUAUUAUUGUCCCUGCCAUGCUGUUAGUGUCGACGACGUCAUCUGCUUGA
Messenger RNA from Dermacentor silvarum, 1752 nucleotides. RefSeq names its product TNF receptor-associated factor 6-B. NCBI's taxonomy places the organism in Eukaryota, Metazoa, Arthropoda, Arachnida, Ixodida, Ixodidae. Bases 52 to 1575 code for a protein of 507 amino acids. The transcript has 2 exons. Gene Ontology annotation, biological process: regulation of canonical NF-kappaB signal transduction; protein K63-linked ubiquitination; positive regulation of JNK cascade. The record is from RefSeq and is a predicted model, not a curated record. Gene Ontology annotation, molecular function: tumor necrosis factor receptor binding; ubiquitin protein ligase binding. Gene Ontology annotation, cellular component: plasma membrane signaling receptor complex; cytoplasmic side of plasma membrane.